This is a messenger RNA of Fusarium graminearum PH-1, 1938 nucleotides long. RefSeq lists its product as uncharacterized. Gene Ontology annotation, biological process: DNA-templated transcription; positive regulation of transcription by RNA polymerase II. The record is from RefSeq and is a predicted model, not a curated record. Bases 1 to 1938 code for a protein of 645 amino acids. NCBI's taxonomy places the organism in Eukaryota, Fungi, Ascomycota, Sordariomycetes, Hypocreales, Nectriaceae. The transcript is spliced from 5 exons. Gene Ontology annotation, molecular function: DNA-binding transcription factor activity, RNA polymerase II-specific; zinc ion binding; sequence-specific DNA binding.
AUGAUUGAUGAGUUGGAAAGGAAAGAACAGGCUUUAUCUCAAAGACUCAGAGAGCUGGAGGCCAGCUCGGCAGCUCAUGAUCCCGCUGAAGAAAGCUCAGCUUGGGGUGUAAAAAUAAAUGACUCAAGUUUUACUAUGAACUUACUUACUGAUUUAGUCUCUUAUGCUAGUUUUAUCGCACACCUAUUCUCCGAUGCAAAUUGGAGAAAGUCCCAUGCCAGUUUGCUGCGAACAUUGGCGGAUGCACCAGGCGUGGGAGAGGUAUCGAUAGCUCCUUGCGCACUACCAUCCGCGGCAGAAACGCAGAUGCUUUUUGAGAAAUACACUAAUCAAGAUAGCUUGAGCUGGGCACAUAUCCAGAAUCCGUUUCUCCUCCGCCGAAGCAUCUGGGCACUUCAUCAACGUCUGCUCAAUAACCAGGACGCCUCUGCUCCUGUGGCUAACCACGACCUGUUCAGAGCAUUUAUGCUUUGCGCUAUUGGCUCCGUGCUGCCAUAUCGGAACAGGAUACAUGACCGGCAUCCGGGAGCAUAUUACAACGCUGCAUUGCAGUAUCUCGGGACUGAGUUUCUGACUAGAGGGCUAGACUCUGUGCAGGAUCUACUACUUAUAUGUAGAUUUGGAAUCUACCAUCCAAUCGGCACAUCUGUAUGGGAUGUUGUUAGGGUCUGUGGUCGUCUUUGCAUUGAGCUAGGGCUGCACAACAACCCGAACGUACAGGGCGACCUACUUCAAACGCAACUUAGACGGAGGAUAUUCUGGCAAUUCUACCUUAUUGAUAGGUACAGCUCCACAACACUAGACCGACCGUUUCUCAUCGACGACAACGAUAUCAGCACCAAAUUCCCUGUUGAGACAAGCGACGAAGAGCUCGAAGCAGCUAACAACCAAGUCCAAUGCCUCGACUCAUUUGGCAUCAACCAUGAACCCAAUGUACAGAAUGAGAUGACAGUGUUCUUCGUUUCAGUGAAGCUCCGACAGGUGUCAUCACAUAUCCAGACCGAGUUCUCCAAGUUACGGCGCAAAGUUAUUGAUUCCCCAUCCAAACGUCUUCUUCCGGGUCACAUUCACGUGGCAAUGACCAAACUGUUGCAAGAGUUGCAGGAUUGGAGAAAUAAUUGCCCCAUCAUUCAAGAGCCUAGCUGCCUGUAUGAGACUCAAGAAUGGUACGACCUUUUGCUGGCUCGAGAGCGGCAAUCUGUCUUACGAAGAGCUAUAGACCUUGUGCCAAAAGUCAAUGGAUCGCCGCCAAAAGGGAUACUGACCGUCUUCCUGAGAUCUUCCCUAGAGACUAUUGAUCGGUAUCACAGCCUAUGGUGUAUGAAGAGAACCAUGAUGACACAUACGCGAAGCUACUUUCAUAUGCUGUUCACUGCAGGAUUGUCUGUCAUGUACUGCACAUCAGUAUCAAAGACGAUCGCAGCAGACGACUUGCGUGCGUCAUAUCAAGGGUUGCUACGGUGUCGAGAAUUGCUGAAUAGCGUUACUAAGCAGCUUCCUGAUGCUAACAACUACGUCUCUGUCUAUGAGGCACUGUUUCGUGAUGUAUCACAAAGGCUGUGGCCAAAGGAAAGUGAGACAAGUCUUCCAUCUGAUGCAUCUCUGGUAGCACCAGCCACCUCUGCAGUUCCAAGCUAUCCUCAUGAUCUUGGGAACUUUGCCAACGGAUUGCCUCAGCAUAUACUGACAGACUCACUACCUUCUGACAUGGAUAAUAUGUCGAACUUUGCAACGAACCGCAACUUCUUUGAUGAGAGCGUACUUGACCCUGUGAGUCAGUUUAGAGCUCCGAUGCAAACAGACAAUGACAUCAAUCUUGAGGGAAUUAAUUGGGCGCUUAUGAGUUACGACUCACUAUGGAAUAUGGAAUCUGCCUUGGGCCAGUAUGUUUAUGGAGACCCUACUAAUACUGGUGGUUGGGAGGGAUUUGAGUUUUAG